ACCAAGAUCAUAUCUCUUUUUAACUUGUACACUACCUCUUAGCUUCAGAUUUCAACUCUUACAAGAACAUAUAUCAGCAUGAUGUAAUUUUAGACUUCAGCAUAUUAGGUCCACACCAAACAAUAGUAACGCCAUUGGGAUAUAACAGGUACACAAAGUAUAUCUGUCGCAACAUGUUCCACCUUAAAUCCCAACGCGUACGCAGGUGACCAAGAUGGACUUAAAAGAAAACGGAGCUCAGCUCCUCCAGCCCAAGAUCCACCCCCUCAAGCUCUUCGACGCAGCCAGAUCCCAGAAACGACUCCUAUACGCCUGCGCGCCCAUGGUCCGGUACAGCAAGCUCGCCUUCCGGCAGACGGUGCACCACUUCGGCACAGACCUAUGCUGGACGCCCAUGAUCCUAGCCAAGGAGUUCAACCGGAGCCGCGUGGCGCGCGACAGCGACCUGACCGUCUCGUCGACCCGCGCGCACGAAGAGGUCCCGACCAUAGCCCAGUUCGGCGCCAACGACCCCGUCGAGCUGUCGCGCGCCGCCUCCCUCGCUGCCCCCUUCGUCAACGGUGUCGACCUCAACUGCGGGUGUCCCCAGAGCUGGGCUUGCGCCGAGACCCUGGGUGCUGCGCUGAUGGGCCGCCGCGAGCUGGUGCGCGAUAUGGUGGUUGCGACGAGGGAGCGGCUUGCGCGCGACGGGUGGGAUGUAGAUAGUUUCGCCGGUGCCGAUUCCGAUGUUAACGGUCGCGUGGGCCGUAGCGUCAGCGUUAAGAUUCGAGUACAUAAGGACCUGCGACAGACGGUAGACUUCAUCACUACCGUCCUGGGCGACGAGCACCACCGGAACAUCGACUGGCUCACCAUUCAUCCGCGCACGCGCAACACCCCUAGCAGUAUCCCUAUUAACGUCGAGGCACUCGAGACGCUCACCUCUAUGUUCGGCACGAAACUGCCAAUCCUCGUAUCCGGCGACGUCUUCACCUUGUCUACGCUCCCAUAUACUUCUCACCUCCUAGACCCCCAGCCCACAUUCACCACCUCUAACGAUCCGUCCUCCGAUACCACUGGCAACAACUCCAAGCCUAAACUCAACUUACCCAACCUAUCCGGCCUCAUGUCCGCGCGCGCACUCCUCGCAAACCCGGCGCUCUUCGCCGGGUACGACGCCUGUCCCUGGGAGGCCGUCGACGUGUUCAUGAACAACGUGGCACGAGCGCCGCUGCCCCUUAAACUAGCGAUACAUCAUCUAAACGAGAUGUGCGGGCCGGGCUUCGGCCCCGACCGCAACGCCGCCCUACUGUCAAAGAAGGAACGCAUACGUCUUAACGAGAUAGGUAACUGGAUCGACGUCAUUGACUAUAUGGACGAGAUUAAGAGUCAGCGUGGAGGGAAAGGCGGCGUCGUGCGAUUUACUUGAACAUUUGGGCGGUCUAAGACGGAUAGACAGGAUAGACAUAUGUACAUUUUUCGGAAGGAAUCGAUACCCAUUAUGGCGGAUGGUGCUCUAUAAUCGAACUCAUG
Messenger RNA from Daldinia loculata, 1512 nucleotides. RefSeq names its product FMN-linked oxidoreductase. Gene Ontology annotation, biological process: tRNA processing. The transcript is spliced from 2 exons. Gene Ontology annotation, molecular function: flavin adenine dinucleotide binding; tRNA dihydrouridine synthase activity. The record is from RefSeq and is a predicted model, not a curated record. The coding region runs from base 215 to 1408 and encodes 397 amino acids. Lineage: Eukaryota; Fungi; Ascomycota; Sordariomycetes; Xylariales; Hypoxylaceae.